This is a messenger RNA of Peromyscus leucopus (white-footed mouse), 927 nucleotides long. RefSeq names its product zinc finger matrin-type protein 2-like. Gene Ontology annotation, biological process: mRNA splicing, via spliceosome. The record is from RefSeq and is a predicted model, not a curated record. Gene Ontology annotation, cellular component: U4/U6 x U5 tri-snRNP complex; spliceosomal complex. Lineage: Eukaryota; Metazoa; Chordata; Mammalia; Rodentia; Cricetidae.
UGCACUUCACUGGGAAGAUGGUGUUGGGCAGCAGGACAGAGAAGUGGACAAAGAUGAAUGAGAAGCUCUCGGAGAAGAGGCUCACAGGAGAGAGAGAAAAGGAUGGAAACCCAGUGCUGGCUCUCAAGCGGGAGCUUCUGUGGCAGGACUACAAGGUGAACUUGGAGUCCGAGCUUGGGAAGACAACUGUCAUUAGCAAGGCGACCCCACAGUCUGAAAUGGGAGGCCACUACUGCAAUGUCUGUGGCUGUGUGCUGAAGGACUCCAUCAACUUCCCAGAUCACAUUGAUGAAAAGAAAAAGCAGCAAAACCUGGGUAUGUCUGUGGGUGGGACAACAUUCCACUCUGGAUCAGGUGAAGAAUGUUUUGAGGUCAACAAGAAGAAGAUGGAAGAGCAGCAGGAAGAUUAUGAUUCUGAGGAAAGGAUGAAGGAACUCAGAGGAGAGGAGGGAAAGGCCAAAGCACACAGAAAAGAGAAACAGAAGGAGAAAAGGAGGGCUGAAGAGGACUUGACACUGGAGGACGACGACGAUGACGAGAUAGCAGCUGUGAUGGGCUUCUCUGGCUUUGGAUCCACCAGGAAGAAUUACCGAGGCCUUCUCUUUGGCCUACCUUUGGCCUAUACUGGACAUAACUCUGAGUGUGUGCUGAGGUGGGAUGGGGUGUCAUUUCAUUUUGGGGUCCUGGAGAAAGUCCUUAAGAGUGUUAAUGGCAGGGUUAGAGGGUGGGUGUUUGUGGUUUCCCUCUGCGUUGGAGAAGGCACAGGAUGUAGAGGGAUGCUGUGGCAGAUUCGGUCAGAUUCUGUCAGACUCAGUACAUUACUGGAGUCACAGAAGUUCUGCCCAUCUGCUUUCCCUCUUGGAGGCCUCUUUCCCUCAUCAUCUAUCCGACCUCUUGUCUGAACAUCCUCCUCUGUCCCAUGUUCUG